AGAGGGUCCCAUUUGCUAGACAGUUUACAACAGUCAGGCAAACAGCAAAACUUUACAGUCACAUGAGUUAAAGGGCUUAUUCAACUGAAGGUGUCAAGUGAGACAAAGUUGUAAAGGAAUCGUGAAUCACUAUGAAGCUUAGUGUUGCCUUGUUUUUUGCAGGCUUUUUUGGUGCAGUUGGGGCAGUGUUUUUUCUUUUGGCCUUCGGUACGGAUUAUUGGCUGUUGGCUUCGGAAACAUGUUCAGCUGCUGGGAAAAGAAACGAUACUCCCAAUACUGAACCCACUGAGCGUGGUGAUGGAAUGAUUUCUUCAAAAGAAUUUCAUACAACCUUCCACCAUGAGGGAUUUUUCUGGAGAUGUAAAUUCAGUGGGAUGUUUUCCGAAGACGAUAUAUGGAAGUUCUGGUUUACUAACCAGCCAUCAAGCAAGGUGUGUAUGCAUGCCUACCUAAUGCCAUUCCCAGUGUCACAGCAGACUCACAAUGCCACUUCUUAUGAAAAUGCAAUAAUUUAUCGUGGAUUCUGGAGUGUCUUCAUGCUCAUUGGUGUGACAUCCAUAGUGUUAGCAGGCUUCUUUAUCAUCUGCGGAGCUCCCUUUUCUAGUCAUAAAUUGUAUAAGGCUGGAGGUGGACUUUUCCUAGCUGCUGGUAUCUUCUUCGCCACAGUGGUUGUCAUGUAUGUCAUCUGGGUUCAGGUACUGGAUGGUCUUACUGUGUACAUCAAACACCAGAAAGAAUCAUUAUGCGAAGAUUUCCAAAUUAUCGUCAGAUAUGGAUGGUCCUUCAUGGUCGCACCCAUAGGAAUAUUCUUCUCUUUGUUGGCUGGAUUGCUUUUUCUUUUAAUAGGUCGUACGGUUCAACUUCAUAGCACUUAAGUCAGGUUGUUUCGAGAACUUUGAACAGGUAAACCACAGGGAUUUUUUUGUUACUUAAUAUAAUGCAACAUGAUGAAUGCACAAUGGUUUUAUCAGACCACUAUUUCAUAUAAUAUAUAAUAUUCCUUCAGUUGUUUUAGCAUCUAUUAAUAAUACCUGUAUUAAAUUAUCUUCACAUUAAUUAAUAUUUCAUUAUCUUGGUAAAGUGCCAUUAAAUGUAUUAAGUGAAAAUUACAGCAUGCAAUGUUGUGCACUUGAAUUUAAACAUGUAACCAUGAUAAAUAUGUAUCAUUACUCCUUUCAUGUUUUUAUUACACUAAUAUAACAAUUAAAAUUGUUGAUUUUUAAAUGUAUAUUUAAAGGCUCAUCAUCACUUCCCUUGUUAUUUCAGUAUAGCAGAUUUGAUUACUUUUUUGCUCUUUGUAUUAUUUUUCAACUAAUUUCAACUUAUCAUUAUACAGGACUCCUCUCUAAAGCCAAGCAUGGAGCACUUAUAUACAUUUACAGAUAUAAACUGGUAGCAAAAUAGUGCAAGACCAUGCACUAUUUACAUACAGAAGCUAUUGCCUAUUGGCAUUAGAGGAAAGGUAAAAGUUAAAACUCUAGUUUACAAAAAGAAACUUGCUGGGCUCUACACAUCUUUGGAAUAAACAAAGAUAAAACAAUACUGACCAAGACUCUACAUACUGCAGGGCAUCCUGAAGUGUUAUUCAGCACACGCUAAUUCUUAUAAAUAUGGCGUUACUACACAAGUUUCUCUGAGGCUAUUGAUGCCAAAAUGUCUCAGUCACUCUGACCUUUCUGUGCAAAAGGGUUAAAGGUUAAAAGGGUUUUUAGUUUUUGUACAUUAAAUAUUUGACCUUUGAUGAAUGUAGAGAAAAGCCAAGCAAAAUUACCCCUUUUAUUGGCUAACUAAAAAGAUUACAAUAUGCAAGCUUUCGAGGCAACUCAGGCCCCUUCUUCAGGCACGAUGUAAUGGUUUGAUAAUAAAAGCCAAUAAAAGGUGUAAUUUUGCUUGGCUUUUCUCUACAUUCAUAAUGGCUAACACGGUACAACACCCUAGUACUACCUUUGAUGAAUUAAAACUAGCAUAAAGGACUUUGAGAGACAGAACUAAUGUCACUGUAUGCUCUUAUUUGUGCAGCAUUGAACUGCCAACAAAAAUGCCAUCUCUUACAUUUUUACAAGUCUAAAUUAUUAAAAAGCAAAUUGCUCAUACUGGAAGGAAAUCUACCAUCCCAGUGUGGAAAGCAUUAAUAAUGCCUUGGCCAGUGCCCAUGGUAUUUUUUGCUAAAUUUGAAAAGAAGCACACUUGUAUUUAAUGUACCACACUCUCUCUUACCCACACACACACACACUCGCACACACUUGCAAAAAAUUCAUUGUAACAUAACAGGAUUAACUGUCAAUGUAAAUGAAAACUUACUUUCUUUAUAAUCAACCAAUCAUAAUUUCGCUUCUCUUCCACCUUCCGAAAAACAGUAGAUUUGGUUAAUUUGCUCUGCAUGGUUGUGUGAGAAGGCCCUGCAAUGCACUGGAGCCGUGUCUAGGUUGGUUCUUGCCUUGCACUUAGUGCUGCUGAACUAGACUCUGGUACCCCUAUACUGGACUGAAUGCAUUUGAAAAGUCUAUGGGUUGGAAUGUGGAAAUAACUUUAAUUUAUAUAAUGAUUUUUCUAUGCUCAGUGUAUUUAUUAAUAGGUACCUGUGCUAACUAUCCUUCCAUUUUCUGAACUCGCUCGAGUAUUUUGUGGAGCUCAAGCCCAGAAAGCAAGUGUGGAAUGCAGGGCACACUCCUAAAGACACUCAGCCCUGAUGAAUUCAGCAUCGCCAAUUAGUGUGAUAUGCACUUCUUUUGGAUGUGGGAGGAAAGUGGGCUGACCUGAGAAAAUCCCUGCAGAGAGAAAGAACAUUUAAUCUCCACACAAAUGUCGGACUUUAUUUCUAAUCCUGAUCACUUGGACUAUGAUACAGCAGAGAAAUACCAUACUACCAUCAUUAAUAUUUAGUAUAUUUAUUUAAUUUAUUGAUUAAAGUAUUUGAUUCUGAAAAUAAACCAGGCAGUGAACUUUGUGUGCUGUGGGCCUUAAAUAGUUAAAGUGCAUAAACAUAUUUUAUAAUUCAGCUUAACAAUAUUUGUGCUUUCAGGCUAGAACAUUUUAUAUGUAUCUGCAUGUGGUUACUCCAAAUAUUGCAGCAUGGUGGUAUACUAUGACAAUUAAUGUUGCCUCCUGCCAUUUUCUUUUUGUCUGCAUGGGUUUUUCUAGCAUCUCUGCUUUCCUCCCACAACUCAAAGACGUUUUGCUGGCUAAUUUUAUGACUUUAAAUUAGAAUGAGUGAAAAUGAAUGCAGGCAUAAAUGUGCACUGCAGUGAGGAGAUAUUUAGUGCCUUGUGCUCAAAACUGUCAGGAUUGGCUCUCUAUAAUCAUGAAAUGUGAUUUCAGAAAAUAAAUGAAUCAGUGCAAUGAAUGCAAGACAGAAAUGCCAUACACAAAAACAUAUUUAUUUUGGUGUUAAAAUAUGAGUAUUAGAGAUAAAAUAAUGUGAAAAUAAAGUGAGCAUAUGCCAAAAAUUAUGGUACAAGGAGAAACAACUAUUUGUAGAGGUAAAUUGUAUUGUGUUUAUUAAGGAGUUGUCAUCUUCAAUUUGUUAUUUCCAUAUUGCUUCUGUUUAUUUACUUUUGCAGAUUAAUAAAAAUGUUUUAUCACUAUAUAAACUGCUAUUUGACUUGUUUGAAAAAUUACUGCAGCAUUACUUGGAGAAGGCUGAUGUUUAAUACAUUUCUGGGAUGUAAAAAUGUUUUUAAAUGAAAAAAUAAAGACUAAUGCUUAUGGCUACAG
Erpetoichthys calabaricus (reedfish) is the source of this 3714-nucleotide messenger RNA. RefSeq names its product transmembrane protein 182a (gene tmem182a). Lineage: Eukaryota; Metazoa; Chordata; Cladistia; Polypteriformes; Polypteridae. Bases 132 to 875 code for a protein of 247 amino acids. The transcript has 5 exons. The record is from RefSeq and is a predicted model, not a curated record. Gene Ontology annotation, cellular component: membrane.